AGUUUCUUAACCUUCAAAAUUUUGCUGGACUUUUGGCAAACAAAAUAUUUUUGUACACAUUUUGAAUAAAUUACAAGGACUAAUUAAAAAUGAUUGAAUGUUCAAUGCUUAAUUUUUAAUCCACGGUUUAAAAAGAUUAGAAGAAAUUAAUCACCUCUAAAGUUGUACAAUGGUUUGAAUAGAAAAUUAAUUGUGUAGAAUAAGUGAAUAUUUUUUUUCCUUCAGAACGUUUGUGUACUUCAAGAAAUUAUUUGAAUUGAUAAAGUAAUAAAUUGAAAAUUUUUUAACAAAAUGAAAGAAACGUCGAAUUCUGUGACAGAAAACAACGAGUGUGUUCUUGGAAAUGGAGAGACAUCACCGAGUGAGGAGACUUCUGGCAAACGAAAGCUACGUUCCUGGUUGAAUCGACUGUUGAGAAUAAAAAUGACUGAUGGAAGGGUCCUUACAGGUGCGUUCUUAUGCACUGAUCGAGAUGCUAACGUUAUUCUCGGUUCAUGCGAGGAAUUUCUCUCCGAGGAUCACACAGAAGCGAGGGCACUGGGGCUCGUGAUGGUGCCAGGUCGUCACAUCGUCUCAAUUCAUCUCGAUCCCUGGUGGAUUGAAAAUGAAAAAACAUCCUAAAGAUCAAACUUUGUAAAGAAACUGUUACUGAAUGACAAGUCAUCCCUCGCUAUGUACAAAUCGUUCACUUCUAGUCCAAAUCCAACUCUUCCGGCACAUUCGCACUGUCUGAACUCCUGGACUUCUCUCUCGUUUCACCUUGAAGCAAUAGGAUACAAAAAAAUUGGAGAAACGCUUGGAAAAUAAAUAUCAUUUAUAUGCACAAUUGAAAAUAUAAUUUGGUUUUCAAGAAA
This is a messenger RNA of Diachasmimorpha longicaudata, 854 nucleotides long. RefSeq names its product N-alpha-acetyltransferase 38, NatC auxiliary subunit (gene Sbat). Gene Ontology annotation, cellular component: NatC complex. The transcript is spliced from 3 exons. NCBI's taxonomy places the organism in Eukaryota, Metazoa, Arthropoda, Insecta, Hymenoptera, Braconidae. The coding region runs from base 292 to 621 and encodes 109 amino acids. The record is from RefSeq and is a predicted model, not a curated record.